Molecule: messenger RNA, 7776 nt
Organism: Symbiodinium sp. CCMP2592
Lineage: Eukaryota; Dinophyceae; Suessiales; Symbiodiniaceae
Source: the annotation of a GenBank genome assembly
AUGUUGCUUGUAUUCAGCAGGACCAAUUGCCUCACGAUUGGGAACCUCAGCACUCAAGCAGGUGAAGCUUGCAGGGCUGCAUUGUCCACUUGCUUUGGAAUAGGCCAGCGGCUUCUCCACGGAUUCGAGGCUGAGUCCGUAGAGGCCAAAGACGAGACGACGGAGAUGGCGGAGGAAGCCGAGGUGGAGACACCUGGUUCUCGCGAAGUACGAGUGUGGCGUUCGACGAAGGGUCUGACGUCGCAGGCUCAACUCGCUUUCGAAGAUUUGUCGCCUGCCGGUGGAGAACAGCAGCCGGAAUCAGGCUCUUCUGGCGAAUCGAGCUGCGAGGUGCACGAGAUCCUUGAGCCAGAGAUGCAGGGGACCCUUCCCAAGGAGGGCACAGCCUCCUCUGAGACAGAGCCGGCAGACACAGGCACCGGCACCGAGUCGGACACAGCUUUGCCUGAAGAUGUGGCCCUGCUCGAAGAGCCCUACUCCGCCAGUGAAGGCAGUGAGAGGCUUAGCACAGACGCCGCGCCUCCCGUAAACGCCGUGGACAUGGGACGCAGCCUCCUGGAGCUCUUGAGGACAGGGGCACCAAAACACACUGACACCUCUGCUGUGGAAGAAGCCCAGCUCAUCUGUGGAGCCAGUCCUGAAAAGACAACCGAGGAGCCAGAUGAAUUCAGCUCUCCCUUGCCACUGCCGCACAUUGCCGGACUGAGCUCAGCACUUUGGGAGAGUUUGGUGUGGCCGUUGAUGGAUCCAAGGCAUCCAAAAGCUUUCGUCGGGCACGAUGCAUUCAGAGGAUGCUCGCAUAUGCCAACCGGACUCCGACCUCAGGUCCUGGUGGAUGAACGCAAGACCUAUCAGAUCAUGGCAAUGUUCAAGCCUUCUGGAUGGGCAACCUGCUCAACCCCUCAAUGGGAAGGCCUCGAAGGCAACCUCAUUCGACAUGUGUGGUGCUACUUCAACGCCCCAACUGCGGCUCCAUGCCAUCGCCUUGACAAAGGCACCUCCGGCAUUGUGUUAGUGGGCACCAACAAGACUGCUUCCAAGCACAUCUGUCAGCAAAUUCUGAACAAAGGGAUCGUGAAGCAGUAUGUGGGCCUCUGCCAUGGCAUGGUGGAGCCAGGGAUGGGAGUCUUCUCAGCGCCCUUGGCUCUGAGCCGAGCGGACAGGCCUCUUGGCGCCUGCUCAACAGAGGGCCGUGAAGCGGUGACCCGCUUCCGUGUCCUUGGAUACUUCCAUGGUGCUUGGGGGAGCUUCAGCUUGCUCCAGGUGCAGAUCGAACAUGGACGGCAGCACCAGAUCCGACUCUUGCCUGCAUUCCGGAAUCCCCCCUUCGUGCAAGACGUGGACGUGUUGAGGGCGCUGAGGCUCGAGGCCAAAGUUAUGGCGCUCACAGACGACUUGUUCCAGGCAGUCGUGCCGGAAGAUGUUGCGAAGCUGGGGCUGGUGUUCACAAGUUUGCCCCCUGGUCACAUCGAAGUGAAGUCAGUCUCCUCCGGAAGCUGGGCUGCGGAACAAGAAAUCAUACCAGGAGACUCUUUGGUGCGAGCACAGGGCAGAGACCUGGAGCAUGUCUCCGAUGAUGAUUUUCGCGACAUCACGCAGCAGCGUCCUCUCACGCUGGUCUUCGUGGCAAGUGAUUCGGAUGUGCAGGCCGAGGCGAAGGCCUCAGUCGAAGCCUCGGCGGCCACAGAGGCCCCAGCCUUGGCAUCGGAAUCUAGUGGAGUUCCAACCAAGAAGGGCCAUGACGACCAUCUUUCCUUUGACCCACCGACAAAAACGGUGCCGGCUUCAGCCGCUUUACCUGCAGACCCACCAUCGAAGCCAUCCAAACUCACCACCAGCAGCCCCAGUCAAAAAGGCACCUUGGAUGCCUCUCCAGCAGAGGCCACGGCAAAGAUUUCGGCAGAUGACUCAGUGACCCCUGCACCCGCGCCCUCCCUCCCAAGGAGCAAGGAGGUGGAGUCGAAGCCUGCAUCGAAGAACACGCUCAUAAGCCAGUCUGGCAGCCAAGCCAAUGUCAGCGAGCUGAAGCCAGGCGGAGCUGGACCAAGAGCUGCAGAGGUGUCAGAGAGACCUCGGGAAACCGACAUGCAAGUGGUGGACGCGGCGCCCUUACGCAGCAGGCCGACGCCCGAGGUCGGGAACAUCCAGGAGGAGGCGCUGCCCACGUCCGGUCCAGAGCCAGCAAGUGCUCCGACACCUGCAGGCACUGCGAGCUUGAGAGCGGCCAUCGAGCCCGGUGGUGGACAUGCUCUUGAAGCAGAGCUCGAAGAAAGUCGGGCAGAGCUCCAAAAAGCACAUGCAGAGCGGGCAAAGCUGCGAGACGAGGCCAGAAGUGCCCAGGGCUUGAUCAAGCGCCUCCGCAGUGAGCUGGCUGAAGCCCGGGCUCCUGGGAGACAGUUCGCGCAGUCGGAGUCCGAGGGUGUAAGUCUCGGACUUGACGGCUCCGAGAAGGAGAACGAUCUGCAGCUCUUACGGCAGGAGCUGGACGAGGCUCGAGGCGAGCUUGCACGGCAGAAGAUGCAUGGCGCUGGUCCGAGGGAGAAUCUCCUGAAGACAGAGCUGGGAGAGUUGGAGGCGACGAUGAAGAAGGUGAAAGCAGAUCUUCAGAGGUCGCAGCAGGCUGUGCGGAAUUGUGAAGCAGAGAUGAUGAGCGAAGCCGAAGUAGGUGGCUCCGGCAAUCUCCCUUUGCGCAUGGAGCAGGCCGUCGCACGGGGCCUGCAGCGGCAGCUGGUGGAGGGAACGGUGACUGCAAGCCAUAAGGCGAGCCAAAGUCAGGAGAAUGAGAUCGAAAGUGUAAGGACGGAGCUGCGAAUUGAAAAGGCUGCCAUGCGUUCCUUCCACCGAACAGCUGGUAGCGACAUAGAGUCAACUGUCCAGCAGGCAGUACAGCAAAGAGAAGACCUAAAGCAGUCCCUGGUGCGAGCCGAGAACGCUGCAGUCCGUGGUUUGCGAAGGCGCAAUGAUGAAGCGAGACGGAUGACGCUUCAGUUGGAGGAUCCCUUGGUGCAAGAAGCAAACGCCAUUCGCAGCACGAUUCCGCAGCAAGAAGAGAUGGAGGAGUUUUUGUCUGGUCGGCUCCGAAAACUGGAAGAGGCCACUGCAGCUAUGGUGGAGGGCGACUUGGGAAGGGAUGCCUUCCAGCUUGUGGCCAAGGCCCAAGGGUUUGACUUCGCCGAAACCACAGCGGCCAGAGCACUUGCCGAGGAAGCGACGGCUCUUGCGCAUGCCGAAGAAGCACGGAAAGAGCUUCACGACUCUGACCUCUAUGCCGCACGGGUGGAACUGCACAAAGAAAGAACGCUCCGUCUGAGGGCCGUCGACGAAAACGCAGAGUUGCUGCAGCGCCUCUCUGGAGCAUGCCCUCCUUCAGUGGCACAGAGCCAGCCAAUCCAUCAGAGCCCGCAGGCCCUGCCCGCCCAGCAGGCGGCCCUCCAGCCCCCGCCCUUGGAGGCCAUUCCCGCCCCGACCUCUCCGGAUCCGCAGGCGGCGCAGCACCGCGCAGAGCCGACCGCAUCUUCAUCUCUACCGGGCGCAUCGGGCGAGAGCUUGGAGCUGUCGGAUCACAUCACCGUUGGCCCAGUGAUGGAGGCACUGCCGUGGCCAAGAGAAACUGAGCCUGGCCUUCGCCAGAUUGCGGACGACCUCGACAAGGUUCAGAUUGCUUUGCUUUCCAUCAGCAGUGACUGGCAUGGCGAAGGCAUGAUGCCUAAGCUUCGCAGCCCAUUGCGGUCCGACCAGGCGGUAGACCCGCAGCUGCCGCAGGAACAAGAUUCCCACGUCCCAGAUAUGGAGGAGGAAGUCAACCGCCUGGAAGCGCAGAUCCAUCUGCAGAACGAGAAGUUGUCCGAGCAGCAGGGAACUUUCCAGGAGGUCUUAGACUCGACAGAGCUCUUGGGCGAGGCCGCCCUCCAAAGCGAGCAGCAAGCGCAGCAGUUGGAGGAGGAGCUUCUUGGUGUUCGCCUGGCUUUCCAACUGCAAAGUGAAGAGUUGGCCGAGCUCGCCGGGGUUUCGGAGGUUCGGGACGACAGCUCAGCAACACGUUCGGAGAAGCAAGAGGGCCCAAGAAGGCAGACGGAGAAGCGCCCGGGGAGAAGUUCCUCACCGACUGCAGGGGCAUCAGAAUCGGAAGUGUCCGGGCGAUCGGGCCGACAGCGAGAAUUGACCCCGAGCCGGAGGCCUUUGCCUCCACGAAGCCCGAGCAUCACGGUUGGCUCUGUUGCUCAAGGGUCGGCGCGACCGCCAAGAUCACCACCUGCUGUAACCGGACGCUCUACCUCACCCCCGCCCUUGCCCUCACCUUCCUUUGGAUUUCCUGGCAUGUCUGACAUUCUGGGAGAUGACCCCUCGAACCUACCAUCGCAGAGUGAAGCUGUGCCUCACCCAAGCGAAGCAAUGCUGUCCUCAAGACGGGCAAGUCCGCAGUUCUCGGUCGGCUCGCCGUUCUCCGAAGCAGAUCCUGUUGAGGUUUCCAGACCCUCCCAAGCAGAACUUGAGGACAACCUUGCGGACUUAGAGGCUGCUAUUUCGCAGAUGGAGGCGAAGUACGCGGAGCUCGAGCAAUCUGUUUCCCGGGCAGAGACCGAGGCGCAGGAGGCGGCCGAGGCCUUGCAAAGGUCUCAUGCAGAAGGCAGGCGCUCUUCUGUGGAAGACAGGCAGGACGGUCUGCAGAGGCGGCAGGUAGCUUCUGCCCAUGCACCUCCUGCACCUCCCCCACCUGCCGAAGCCGCCGGUCCCAAUCCGCGGACGGUGGAGCUGCACGCAGAAAUCCUGGCACAGAUGCAGGAGGAGGAGAAGCGUUGGCGCAAGCGCUUGCAGGUCGAGCGUCGCAAAGCUGCAGCAGCCGCCUUGCGUGCGGUUGCAGAGGAGUCCUCGGAGCAGGAAGCUGGCCUGAGGCAGGAGUUGCAAAGAGCCGUCGAGCGGGGUCAUCAGCUGGAGGAGGAGCUUCUUCAACCGGGCCUGUCUUCGGCCUGGACUGGAGACGAGCUGUCGAAUGCUGCUCCAGCAGUGAUGGAUGGUAAGGCCAAGGAAGAGAGCAUGGAAGUUGUUUUGAUCGAAGACUCUGCUGAUCAUACUAAGGCCUCCAACAGCACAGUUGAAGACUUGGAGGUCCAGGUGGCACAUCUGAAGCAAGAAGUAAUGGAGCUGCCUCGCCUCAGAUCCUUGCUGGAAGCCGCAGAGAAGCGACUAUCAAAAGAGGAUGAAUCGCAGGUCGAAUUGGAAAAGAUCCGGCGUGCUUUACGAGAUGAGAACCAGACGGCAGUUCUGUCUGCUGUUCAAGGUGCAAAGGACACUGAGGACAUGCUGCGUACUGCCUUGGCUGCCGAAGCCACUUGCCAACUCAUGGCCGAGUCAGAAGCCGAACGUGCAGAGGCGGCAACUGGCGAAGCUCGUCUACUUCUGCAAGAUCUCAUGGAUGCCAGCCGCAGUGAGCUGUUGGCUCUGCGUGCUUGGAUGGAAGAAGAAGCACAAGACUCUUCCGGCAGACUAGGAGAAGCAGAACGAGCUUUGCAUUUGGCCGGUGAGGGGGAAGAAGCUUUGGUUAAGCUUGGCGAGGAGGAGGUUUCUGCUGCUGAAGCACGUGCAGAGCUGUCGCAGGAGAAAGCAACGCGAUCCCUGGAGUUACAAGCUGCGGGCUGGUUUUAUUUCGCAGAGACUGAAGGCUGGUCUGAAGGCGAAGCUGCAGAAGCUCAGCUGAUGCAUGCCAGUCGCCAUGAGGAGGCACGUCUCCUUGACCAGCGCGAUGCCUCGAUUCACGCGGCCACCACCGAGGCGAGUGCGCUGCGUGCUGAGGCGGCUGCCAUGCGCAAGGAGGCUUUGGGCCUCCGGCACGACUUGAGCAAGGAAGAGGUUGCGUGUCAGCAGACGAAGCUCUUGGCAGACCGGGCACGCGCAGCCGAGUCUGCUACACUGCGAUCGGCCCUUACCGAGGUGCGGGCUGAGGCUGCCAGAGGUGCAUCGAUCAUGCACCGUGCAGAAGAUGCUGAGAAGGAGCUGCGGAGGCUGAGGCUUGACCAGGCCCAGAAGGAAGCACACCUCAAGGACCUCACGGACCAGCUCUUUGAUGCAGAGCGCCGUGCCACGGUGGCAGUAUCUGCCAUGGGAACCCCUUUGGCCAUUACAAACGACGCGAGACGGGAGAGGCUCGGUCGAACUUUCGACAGAGGACCAGGUCAGGGCCCAGUCCCUUCGCUGCCGGUGCCCAGUUCCGGGCACGCAGGGCCAGUGGGCGACGCGUCGGGCGGAGCAGGCGCAGCUGCGGGAAGCUCCGAUGGGCUCGGUGACAAGGCGGCGAUGCUGCGAGCCAGAGCUGAAGGUUUGAAGGGUGAGGUGGAGCGCUGGCAGGCUGCCCGAAACAGCCAGGGUCCCGGUCUGCACAUGGCGUCUCUUGGGCAUCCCAUAGUUGCCGAUGCUCGGUACAACCCCCACAAGGCAAAAGAUGACGCUGAGAUUUGCCCACGCUUAUUCCUACAUGCAUGCUACUUGCGCUGUACAUUGCUGGCCAUGGAUUCUAUGGAGUCGGAAAAGAAGGAAGAUCCCUUUGCUGUUGCUUGCCACCUGCCUCCGGAACUGCGUCGCGUUCUACUCCAUGAGCUGAGCUUGGACAGGACAUCCAGUGCACGGCUUCCUGAAUCUGCACGGCAGAUGUGUGAAGUGCUUCUCCAUCCGGAGGUGAGCAGACAGGAGAGUCAUGGACACGGGAACCGGCACUCGCAACUCCCCCACUUGAGGAUUCAGCGCCGAGCAGACAUAGACGAGCUUCAUGAGAGUCGCUUGACCCUUCGUCGAAGAGAUGAGUUCAUGCGCCGCUUCCACUUUAACAGCAAGGAACGUACGGAAAUCAUCCGCAUUUUGGGCCAACUCAAGACAAGCAAGGAGCGAAGCGCAGCUCUUCAGCAGUUCCGAGUUCUAGGGCAAAGAACACCCGACUUCAUCGUAGGCCGAUUUGCAAAAUACGUGGACGGUCUCCUGCGCUGGAGUCAUUGCAAGAACGGCUCCACUGAAGAGGAUGAUCCUGCGCCGGACAUGUGUGCCGUGUGCAACGUGUGCAGGGCCAAGGCUGACGAUCCUUUCGCAGAGUCGACCUCGCCGGAGCAGCUCACAAAUGAGAUGCCAGAGGUGAGUGGCCCGCUACAGAUCCUGACAGAGUCGGUAUGGUGCGAAGUCUGUGGGGAGAUGGAAAAACAGGUCUCCGUGCAGGCUCCAUCGUUGGAGCUUCGCAUGCGCCUGCCUGGCAUUAACGGUCGCCGGCCUCCCUGCCAGCCGGUUCGGAGACGCAGGAACACCAGAGAUUUCCGCACAACCUGGAAACUGAAGAACAGUGGAAAGAGGGAUGCCGAAGCGCAUGAAGAUGAGGAGCUCGAGGAGGACUGUGAGGAGGAGGAUGACGACAACGACGAUGACGAGGACGAUGCAGUCGAUGACGAUGAGGAGGAGGCUGAGGACGACGAUGAGGAGGAGCAGCUGGAGGAAGUAUCCUCGCACAGAACCAGGAGGUGGCAGCCUGCCGGCUACAAGGCGAAGGAGCCAGCAGCUGCGUCAGAUGCGCAGGCUCAAGUUCAAGGCCUCCAGCGUACAGUUCGAGACUUGGUGGAAGGAAGAGGCGGCUCUGUGGAUGGCGUUUGGCUCGCUGGCAAAGUAGCGCCAAGCUUCAAUAUGUACGUCCGAGAAAAUAGCAGGCGGAACGAUGGCAGCCUCAAGAAGUGGUUGAUGUCCAUACCAGGCAUUGAGGUUGAGACAGACACGCAUCAAAGCCACUGGCGCGUCAAACUCGCUUGA